Ascochyta rabiei is the source of this 1704-nucleotide messenger RNA. Its product is annotated as retrograde regulation protein 2. The record is from RefSeq and is a predicted model, not a curated record. The transcript has a single exon. NCBI's taxonomy places the organism in Eukaryota, Fungi, Ascomycota, Dothideomycetes, Pleosporales, Didymellaceae. Gene Ontology annotation, biological process: regulation of transcription by RNA polymerase II. The coding region runs from base 1 to 1704 and encodes 567 amino acids.
AUGGCACAGAGACAUUUGGAGAAGUCGAAAUUCUACCAUGGACUGGUGGACAUGGGAAGCAAUGGCAUUCGGUUCUCAAUAACGGAUCUUUCGCCUGCUACACAACGUAUCCUGCCCACUGUCUAUCUUGACCGUGCGGCCAUCUCGCUCUACGAUGCGCAGUAUGAAGACGGCCGAGCUGUGCCUAUCCCCGAGCAUACCAUCAAGCAAGUGGUCAAGUCACUCUUGCGGUUCAAGUCCACAUGUCAGGACUUCAGUGUGCCUGAGGAUCAGAUCCGCAUAGUCGCGACUGAGGCGACGCGUAAGGCACUCAAUUCCGAGGCCUAUCGAGCUGCGAUCAAAGAAGCCACAGGAUGGACUGUGGAGCUUCUGCCGAAAGAGAUGGAAGGCAAGGUUGGAGCAUUGGGCGUAGCCAGCUCCUACGAGAAGGUCCGGGGUCUCAUGAUGGAUCUCGGAGGUGGAAGCACGCAGCUUACCUGGAUCAUGACGGAGCAGGGCGAUAUCAAGAUGAGCCCAGCGGGCAGCGUAAGCCUUCCCUAUGGUGCUGCAGCUCUCAUGCAGCGGCUGGAAGCUGCAGGAAAACGAAAGAGCAAGGAGUAUCAGGCUUUUGCCAAGGAAGUGAUUGGCGAUUUGAAAGCGGCUGUGCAGGAUAUCGCCAUUCCUCCAGAGCUUCUCCAAUCUCGGGAAGGUCUUCACCUCUACCUCUCAGGAGGCGGGUUCCGUGGGUGGGGGUUUGUGCUCAUGUCGGAACAUGCCGUCAAGCCCUAUCCCAUCCCCAUCAUCAACGGGUUCCGCACGUCUACUGAUGCGUUCCUCGAUACCAUGUCGGUCAAAGCCGCCGUAAGGCAGGACGAGACCCCAGAGAUCUUCCGAGUCUCAGCACGACGAGCCAGCCAAGUCCCCGCGGUCGCAUUCCUAGUAGAGUGCCUCUCACAAGCACUGCCCACUCUCAACAGCGUCUACUUCUGCCAAGGCGGAGUGCGGGAGGGCAUGCACUUUGCAGAGAUGUCACGGGAGUACCGAGCAGAGAGCCCUAUGGUGACUGCAACGGGCCCAUACGCACCGCCGUCGAUGCAACAGCUCGUAGACCUCCUCUUCUCUGCCAUGCCUGCCCCUUCACCUGGCCACCAGACUCUCUUCAGCAGGCCUCUCGUUACAGCGUUCGUCCAAGGCGUGUUCGCUCACAUGGCACAAGUCAAAGACUUGCGCGGGGGGUCCGCUCUGCGAAGCACCACGACAGGGCUGUUCUCGACCGCCCACGGCGCGAGCCACGAGGAGCGCGCACUCGUUGCCAUUCUGCUCUGCGAGCGGUACGGCGGGUACGGAUCGAUUAGCCCGACCGAGCAGGACUUUUACAAGCGCAUGGUGCGCCUGCUCCCGGAGGGUAUGGAGUGGUGGUGCAUGUACCUUGGCCGCGUGGCUGCUGUCAUGGCUGCGGUGUAUCCCGCCGGGGCUGUCAGGGAGCCGCGUGUGGGUAUCAGAACGCAGUGGACGGUCACGAAGAAGGGCAAGGAGAAGCUGUGCAUCGACUUUGACUUUCAGAAGGAGAUGGACGAGCUGGACGAAGGACUGGAUGCAGCGUUGAGGAAAGUUGGCAAGGCAGGUAAGAAGAAGAACUGGGUGAGUGGGGAGGGGCACAAGGUUUUGUUGACUGUGAAUGGGAGGGAGUACGAUGGCGACGAGAGUGGGACGGGGAGUGUGUAG